Chrysoperla carnea is the source of this 595-nucleotide messenger RNA. It is a transcript of the gene RpL28, whose product is annotated as 60S ribosomal protein L28. Gene Ontology annotation, cellular component: cytosolic large ribosomal subunit; ribosome. The transcript is spliced from 5 exons. Gene Ontology annotation, molecular function: structural constituent of ribosome. The record is from RefSeq and is a predicted model, not a curated record. Bases 136 to 549 code for a protein of 137 amino acids. NCBI's taxonomy places the organism in Eukaryota, Metazoa, Arthropoda, Insecta, Neuroptera, Chrysopidae. Gene Ontology annotation, biological process: translation.
AAAAACUGUAAAUACAUUUUUUUUAAAUAACCCGCCAGCUUAUUGAUAGAGCGCAUGUGUUUAAUAUUAAAUAUAUCCUGUUAAAUAAAACUUCCUUUAUCGUCCAUUUCUCUUUACGAAAGGAAGAAGGACAAAAUGUCGGCCCAUUUAAGUUGGAUGAUAAUUCGUAACAAUAAUGCCUUUUUAUUGAAAAAAAGGAACAUUAGCAAGCCAUUCAGUACGGAACCCAACAACCUCUGUAAUUUAAGUUCAUUCCGUUAUAAUGGUUUAAUCCACAGAAAAACUGUUGGAGUUGUACCAGCUCCAGACAAAAAAGGUUUCACUGUUGUAUAUAAACGUGCAAAGAAAAUUCACAAGCCAGGUAGAUCUUUAGUACGAAGAACAAUGAACGCAGGUCCACGACGAUCAUUAUAUAAACUUAAACGUUUAUUAAAGAAGAACAGUUACCGACGAGACUUGGCUAAACUUGCUUUACGUAGAGCUAGUGCAGUUCUUCGGUCACAAAAACCCGCUAAACCUAAGAAACAACGUCCUGCUAAAACAGAAUAAUUUUUUUUAUGUAUAAAUUAAUGAAAUAAAAAUAAUUAUAUAAAAA